This is a messenger RNA of Octopus sinensis (East Asian common octopus), 2489 nucleotides long. RefSeq names its product protocadherin beta-15-like. Bases 1 to 2472 code for a protein of 823 amino acids. The transcript has 4 exons. Gene Ontology annotation, cellular component: plasma membrane. Gene Ontology annotation, molecular function: calcium ion binding. Lineage: Eukaryota; Metazoa; Mollusca; Cephalopoda; Octopoda; Octopodidae. The record is from RefSeq and is a predicted model, not a curated record. Gene Ontology annotation, biological process: homophilic cell-cell adhesion.
AUGUUCCUGUCAUUGUCCAUUGUACUGUCAAUGGUCCACUGUGUGCUGACCAUAGACCUUACCUACCAUGUGGAAGAAGAGAGAAGUCCAGGAACAUAUGUAGCAGACAUUGCUGCCGAUUCUAAACUUUUAGACAAUGUUAAACCAUCUGACCAACAUUUGAUAACAUUCAGUCAAUUCAAACGAAAGGUGGCACAGUUAUUUAACAUCACCAAAACAGGUAAACUGUACACUGCUCAGACACUGGAUGCAGAAGAUCUCUGCACAUUCAACAAAGAAUGUUCCAGAACUGUUAAAGUUAUUAUAAAGAAAGUGGAUAGUUUCACAAAAAUAUUAAAAGUCAAAAUAGUAAUAGAAGACAUUAAUGACCAUGAACCGGAAUUUCCAGAAAAACAAAUCACUCUACAAUUUAGGGAAGGUGAUGGGAGAGGAAGGAAAAAGUCGAUUCCAAAUGCCAUAGACAAAGAUGUGAGUUAUCAAAAUUCUUUCAUUGAAUACAAACUUAAAAAAUCUGAUGACUCAUUUUCCCUGUCAGUGUCUAAAAGAGCUGAUGGUAUUUCCUCGUUAAAUAUUGUUUUGAAAGAAAAAUUAGACCGAGAGAUGAAAGCGAAAUACAAUUUAGAAGUUAUUGCUAAAGAUGGAGGUUCUCCAUCUAAACAGAGUGUGUUAAAUGUUGAGAUUGUUGUCGAAGAUGAGAAUGAUAAUCCACCUGUAUUUUCAAAACCCCUUUAUAAUAUUUCAAUUAGAACCACACACGACAAGACAAAACCUAUUCUUACUUUGUCAGUGACAGACAAAGAUAUUGGAUCCAACAGUAAAAUUACUUUCCAUUUCAGCCCCAAAACUUCUGAUUUGGCAAAGAAAUAUUUCGAAUUGGAUAAAAAGACUGGCAAAGUAUUUUUAUCUAGAAUUUCUAGUUUGAAUGAAAAAAAUACUUUUGAAUUAUUUAUAGAAGCCAGAGAUGGAGGCAAUCCCCCAAUCAGUUCUAUUGCAACAGUUUUAGUAAAUGUUAUCAAUCAACACAACAAUCCUCCAUCUAUUGAUAUUGAUUAUGUUUCUGCGAUCAGUGACAAUACAGGUACCAUCUCUGAAAAGAUCAAAGUCGGUAGUUUCAUUGCUUAUGUGAUGGUCACUGACAAUGAUGUGGGACAAAAUGGAGAGGUCAGCUGUGAUAUCAAACAUGAUACAUUCAAACUACAGUCAAUGGGAUCUAAAGAAUAUAAAAUCAUUCUAAACAAACCAGUGGACAGAGAAACACAAGGACACUAUAACAUUCCUGUCUCCUGUCAAGAUAAAGGAUUACCUCCUCUCAAAAGUGUUAAAAGCCUCUCUAUCCAAGUGACUGACAUCAACGAUGUACAACCACAAAAAAUCCAAUCUCCAUUUCUCAUCACCAGUUAUGGCUUCAUUUCAGCGACCAUGUCAUUGGACAGAGAGAAACAAGAUGUGUAUAAGUUUGAGGUUUUUGUCAAAGACAAUGGAAGCCCAUCUCUGAAUGACACAGCGAAUGUUGUUGUUGAGAUUCUAGAUCAAAAUGACAAUGCUCCGUAUUUUACAUAUCCUAGUAGUGACCCUUACACGCUAAAUGUGCAGUACCAUCCGCAGAGUAAGAGUGACAUCACAGUUUUGAGAGCGUCUGAUGGGGACAGUGGAAACAAUGCUUUCCUCAGAUAUGCAAUCGUACAAGGAAAUGAUAAACAGUUGUUUAGUAUGAACUCACACAGUGGUGCUUUAUCCUUCUCCAGACAAGUUUAUCUAAAUGAUGCUGGAAGUUAUGAGCUGGUGUUUGUUGUUAAGGACAGUGGUAGUCCAGUUCAGUCGUCAACAACUAGUGUCACUUUGGUAUUGGCUGUUAGUAACGAGACAUCACCAAUGUCGAAGAGUGGACCUUUACAAUCUUCAGGUCGGGUCCAUAUGACAUGGGUUAUUAUCAUUGUAUCAUCAGCAGUAAUAAUAUCAGUGGCUAUUGUUGUUUCUAUAACGCUGUGUAUUAUGAAAUGUAUUAAACACAGAGAUAACACAGCUGCUACCACAAAGAAUACAGCCUACCAAGGUAGAGCAGAGAUGAAACAAUUGUUGUAUCAGACUAACACUUCUGUUGCUAUGUCGAGGAAUGCAGAAGAGAUGGUGAAGCGGAAUAUCUAUUCUGAGAGAUCCAAGAGUGAAUGUUAUGCAGAAGGUCAGCUACAGAACAAAUAUGAAUCUUCAGUUCAGUCGAGAACUUUACCAAAACCUACCCCAAAAUACUGUCAACCUGUUGUGGUGACAUCAAGUGAUGAUGCUGUGGAAGAUAAUGCUACUAUGGUUUGUAACUAUACAUCAGAUACAAUGUCAUCCAAGAGAAGUGGUAGACAAGGAGACCUGAAACAUUAUGAAGAAAUACCAGGAGUGUCAGAUCAAAAUUUAUAUAAGAAUAAUGAUGCAACUACGUCGAAAGAGUCCAGUGAAGAAACUCCAGUCAAACAUGUAUAAUACUUUACUUUGUGUAA